AUGAACACUGCAGGCCCGACAAAGGACUUUGACCUCAUUCCUAUCCCAAAAAGGCUCCGCUAUGAUCCAACCCGAUCGUUCCCUGAGUUCGGGUUUGGACUCAGUCUCCCUUUCCCAUUUGCGUGUACUGUUAUUGUAGCGGAUCUGUACUACUUCUGCAGUAGUGAGAUCGUGGAGCUGACUUUGUUAUCAGUCCACUUCUCUGAGGAGUUCGGAAUUACCGCAAUCGCACUGAUUGCUCACGUCAUAACUAGAUAUGCUGUAGGCUUAUUCUUUAUUGCACCCCUAGAAGACCUCCUCCGCCGUCGCCAGCUGAUACUUGGGCUAGUUUUCUGCUCCACGACUCUGAUGCUCUGCAUUGCUCUAGUCCCUGACUGGGACGCAUUCCUUGCACUCUCCUUCCUAGCCGGAACAAUGAACGUCGCAACCCAAACGUCGUAUCUCCCUCCCUCCCGAAGGUUUUUUUUCUUAUCAAUCCUCAUCUCUGCGUUAGUCAUGGGGAUGCUUCUGGCACGGGUUCUUGCAGGAGUCAUAACCGAGUAUGCGAACUGGCGAGUGGUGUAUUACCUUGCGGUUGGCAUGCUGGUUAACUUUCUCGCAUCGGCAGGCUACUCAAACUUUUGGACCACGCUGACGUUUUUGUUGGGUGGUCCCCCGUAUAACUAUUCUCCGUUAGUCAUCGGCCUUUACGGGCUCGUGGGGAUAGCUGGCGUGUGCUUGACACCCCUUGUGACUUUAACGAUCGACAAGUUGCAUCCGUGGUAUGGAUCGGUCCUGGGUGCCAUACUUUAUGCUUGCUUCCAAGGUCUCUUGGUCGCCGCAGCCGUUCUCCAUUUUGCUUCGAUCCUCCUUGCUAUCAUUGGAAUAGUCGUAUUCUGCCGGGUGUUGCAAGUGUCCCUUCAAAUGUCUGUAUUUACCAUUUCCAAGGCUGCUACGAGCCGAUUGAAUGCUCUGCUCCUCUUGUCGAUAAUGGGUUCAUCUGUGGGCUCGCGCGUGUUUUUGGAGAGUAGAUGGAGGGCGGGAGCGGGGCUUUCGCUGGGAUGGACGGGUCUUGGUUUUUCACUGCUUCUCAUGCGUGGACCUCAUUGUGAGCGUAAAACGUGGUGUAAAUAUGAAGGUGGAUUUGGUGUGAGAAAUAGUGGUGAGGAGACAGGCAAGAAGGACUCGGCCGAAAAUGCGUAG
This is a messenger RNA of Guyanagaster necrorhizus, 1182 nucleotides long. RefSeq lists its product as uncharacterized. NCBI's taxonomy places the organism in Eukaryota, Fungi, Basidiomycota, Agaricomycetes, Agaricales, Physalacriaceae. Gene Ontology annotation, biological process: transmembrane transport. The transcript has 11 exons. Gene Ontology annotation, molecular function: transmembrane transporter activity. Bases 1 to 1182 code for a protein of 393 amino acids. The record is from RefSeq and is a predicted model, not a curated record.